Molecule: messenger RNA, 1825 nt
Organism: Coniophora puteana RWD-64-598 SS2
Lineage: Eukaryota; Fungi; Basidiomycota; Agaricomycetes; Boletales; Coniophoraceae
Product: RNA-binding domain-containing protein
Exons: 9
Coding region: 152-562 (136 amino acids)
Molecular function (GO): RNA binding
Source: RefSeq, a predicted model, not a curated record
CGUCUCUGCCUCCCCCUCUGUGGUGGGACGUUUCCGGGUUUUAGUGUUUUUUCACUUUUACCUUUUCUGAGAUCGCCCUUGACUCGAUCGACUCGAGUCUAUCUCAUCUGUCUUUCUUCACUUCGACGAUUUCAAUCGGUCGAUCGUUAUCAUGGGCUCAAAAUUAUACGUUGGGAAUCUGAGCUGGAGCACCGGUGACGAUGGCUUGCGUAAUGCUUUCGGGCGCUAUGGCGCAGUUACCGAUUCGAUCGUGAUGCGCGACCGCGAGACGGGGCGCUCGCGCGGCUUUGGCUUCGUCACAUUCACCACUGCUGAGGAAGCUAAUGCUGCGAUGGGCCAAAUGGACCAGACCGAGCUUGACGGCCGCACGAUCCGUGUCAACGUCGCCAACGCCAAACCCUCUGGCGGCGGAGGAGGCGGUUACGGUGGCGGUGGCGGUGGCUACAGUGGCGGUGGUGGCGGGUACAGUGGAGGUGGAGGGUACAGUGGAGGGGGAGGGUACCAGGGCGGCGGCGGCGGCUAUCAGGGAGGUGGUGGCUACGGAGGUGGCGGCGGCUACUGAGCCAACCUGGGGCACUCGCUCCGCAUCUGGGCGUCCAUGGGUAUGUGUACGCGCGUGCCUGUGGACGGAACUCGGGUGCAAGCGCUGGCCAUGGGAGGAAACGCCGUGUUUCUGUAAGUAUACCCAGGGCCAAAUGUCUGUAGCAUUCUUGUCUUUUUGUGUCAGUCUUCUGGGUCGUCUUCAUCCCCAUUCCAUCCAUCCAAAGCCUCGUUUCAUUACAACACCAUGCUGAGUUCCUGUUCGACCAUCACAAUGUUCUCUUCCUGCUCUCAUCCUCUGUAACGUCCAUCUUUCUGGGGUUGUCUCGUGUUUGCCGCACAUACAGUAUGUACAUUUUAGCCAUACCUGUAGCCUUGACGAAAGUAUUAUUGGGGUGUCUCUUUUAGCAUGGGUCCAGGGUGGAGCGUUGGAAAACAAGGUGGCUUCUGCUGCGGGCAAGAUGUUACUCCUAGCUAUUGCUCCAUGGCGUGGCGGGAGAACAAGAGCGCUUGAGCAAUCCACCGCCUCGAAGUCGUGAUGUCGAGGAAGCUCUCGUGUGUAACUCAGGGGCGGCGAAUUCUUUAGAGUAAAGUGCAUCUACAUCCCUUCCGUGGAAUCAGAUGCCACCCCGUCACCUGCAUCUUCACCAAGCCUAUACCUUAGCACCGGUCGGGCGCCAGCUUCAGACGCGCGUUGCUCCACACCUGUUCCUAGCUGCGGAGAAUUUCCCCAAAGACGCAACCGUAGGAUCCCAUGGCAUAACCUCCAGGAAGUUCGUCACCAAUUACAUGCCGACUAAUUCAAUCAACUGGGGUCGUGGUUCGUGCGUUGAGUUCAUGAUACAUCUCCACGGCAUACUCCUGCCUCUGGCGCCUCCACAUUCCGUCAUAACAGUCACACGCCUUGAUGCCCUCGCCGACUAUAGGCUCCUAAUAGAGCCUAGGGUCAGUCAAUAUUAAACUUGAACGUCAAAUUUGAGCGCGAGCAUCGGUCGCUUUCCCUCGAAGGCAGAAGAUGGGGACGAAAGGGACAGAUUUGGGAUGCGUAAAGGGUCUUUGAACCUGAUCUAAUGCCGGCGACUACAUGGCAGGCACGAGACUCGUCCUCAGGUCUCCGGGGAGUCGUCGGGCAAACGAGCACCGUUGAGAACGUACGUCGGUCCCGAACCCGUGAACCUUCGCUCAGGUGUGAAAAAGAUAGGGUUCAAGCGCCUAACUUAUGAUCAGGCGCGAGAGUUCAGGAAGUAACACAUGUACGGCCCGUAUUCCUGUAAUUGACAUUCGG